Molecule: messenger RNA, 2729 nt
Organism: Opisthocomus hoazin
Lineage: Eukaryota; Metazoa; Chordata; Aves; Opisthocomiformes; Opisthocomidae
Source: RefSeq, a predicted model, not a curated record
GCAGAAAAUGCUCUGAGGGCGAACUGGACAGCGCCCGCUGGAACUAAAUCUGUCUGAAAAACAUCUUCCUUCACCCAAAGUCCUGUUUGUCAUCAAGAGGGAACUUCUACAACGGCCGAACUCUGCGAGUGAUGGGCUCGGAGAACAGCGCUUUGAAGAGCUGCACACUAGAAGAGCCGCCGUUCACGCUGCCAACCGGACACACAAUUUAUCCGGCCGUGCUGCAAGAUGGCAAACUUGCAUCGGUCUUUGUGUACAACCGAGAGAACGAAGAGAAGGUUAAUAAAGCUGCCAAGCACCUGAAAACCUUGCGCCACCCUUGCCUUCUGCGCUUCCUCUCGUGUACUGUGGAAGCAAAUGGGAUCCACCUGGUUACAGAACGUGUGAAGCCUUUGGAGAUGGUCCUGGAGAUGCUCUCCUCCGCAGAGAUCUGCGCAGGGAUCUACGACGUGUUGCUGGCGCUCAUCUUCCUCCAUGACAGGGGAAACCUAACGCACAACAAUGUCUGCCUGUCAUCUGUGUUUGUAAGCGAGGAUGGGCACUGGAAGCUGGGAGGAAUGGAAACGGUCUGUAACUUCGAUGAAGCCACCCCAGAGUUCCUCUGUCAUGUCAAGUCGGUACGAGACCAGUCAUGCAUUCCGUACGAGGAGAUGUCUGCAGAUUUCAAAAUUCUGCCCAGCAGCUACGGGCAUGCGAGGGAUGCCUAUGGGUUUGGAACAAUGGUUGAAAAUCUCCUGACAGUCCUAAAUGAUCAGGUUUCAGCAGAUAUUCUCUCCAGCUUUCAGCAAACCUUGCACUGUACACUGCUGAAUCCAGAUCCAAAGUGUCGUCCACCACUGUCCAGCUUACUGUCUCACGAGUUCUUCAGGAAUGAUUUUCUGGAAGUUGUGAACUUUCUGAAGACCUUAACACUGAAGUCUGAGGAGGAAAAAACAGAAUUUUUCAAGUUCCUGCUGGACAGGGUGGCCGGCUUGUCAGAGGAGUUGAUAGCAUCACGGCUGGUGCCUCUUCUGCUCAAUCAGCUCGUGUUUGCAGAACCUGUAGCUGUCAAGAGUUUUCUUCCUCAUCUGCUGGGUCCAAAGAAAGAGCAAACUGGAGAAAACCAGACCAGCUGCCUCCUGUCGCCAGCCUUGUUCCAGACGCAUGUCAUUCCUGUGCUGCUGAAGCUCUUUGAGGUUCACGAGGAGCACGUUCGAAUGGUGUUGCUGUCUCACAUUCAUGCCUACGCAGAACUGUUCUCUCGGGAGGAGUUGAAAAACAUCAUAUUGCCGCAGGUGUUGCUGGGCCUUCGAGAUACCAGUGACUCUAUCGUUGCGAUAACGCUGCACAGCUUAGCAGUUCUCGUCUCCCUGCUUGGACCCGAAGUAGUUGUCGGUGGAGAAAGAACAAAGAUCUUCAAAAGCUCUGCACCAAGUUUCAUGAAAACUGCUGAUAUCUCCCCAGAAGACUCCCCCAGUCAUGUCGUAAGCAAUCAGAGAAAUCAAACCUCUCGGCCCUUGAAGAACAAUUCCAGUGUGUUCCCCAUCUCUGGAAGUGUACCUGUCAAGAAGCUGUCCGUGCGACACGACAAUCCGCUGGCUUUAAAGACAGGUGAGCAAGACACCCGGUCCCCCCUGAAUGGAAUUCCUGGAAGCAUGAACACACUAGGGAGCAGCAGGAGCUCUCUGACUACCUCCGAAAAGCCAGCAGAGGAGUGGCCAGACUGGAGUGAGCCCGAGGAGACAGACACUGAGAAAACUGUGAACAUUCAAAUUCGGCCCCGAGAGCCGCGGGGCAGCGCGGGAUUUCAGCCCAGCAGCCCUAGUCCUGAACUGGCCUCGGGAAACUGCCUCACUGUGACACAAGCUGAUGCAGUUGAAACGCCGAGGCCUCUGCCAGGUACCCAUCAACUGAGCAAAGAAUUCAAAAGCCUCAGACUGACUCCCCCCACAAAGCCCUGCCCCGGGAACAGCUGGAGCAGUGACAAGUGGGACCACCAGGAACUACUGGGAGAAAGCGUGCUGCCAAAAACGCCCUUUCAGGAAAGGUUGAAGUCUUCAUUGGAGUCUGGCCUAGGAGAAGAAUUCACAAUCAAAGUGAAGAGGAAACCCAUGCAAGACCCUGAGCUGGACUGGUUUGCUGACAUGAUCCCAGACAUUAAACCUUCAUCUGCUAUCUUGAUUUUACCUGAAGCGAGGACAGAAGCGGUUGUUCCCAGUCACUCUGGUGCAGUAUCCAGCAGAGAAGGGGCCUCCCAGAAUGUGCUGUUUUCAUCCAAAUUUGCAGCAGCUGAUGUUAUGGAGGCUGAAGCUGCAGGCUGGGGUGAAGAGGAGGAGUUGAACUGGGAAGAUGAUACUAACUGGUGAUGGGACUGAAAGAGACAAAGGCAAUUUAUGGUGUGUUGGAUUCUGUAAGAGAAGUCGCUGCUUCCCCAAUACAAUGGCUAAGUACCUCAGCACUGCUUUUGCCAGAAGGCAGGCACUUGCUGCUGCAGCAGCCAGCAAGAACCCGUGGGGCCCGAUCUCUUGCAAUGGAUGUUCCUUUCCAGUCUGUGCCAAAAACUGCAGGGGUGAGGCCUGCGCCCAAGCAAUACGCCCAGCUGCGGUGUGUGCCACCGCCACCAGAAAGAGGAUCAGCGCGAUGGGUGUGUUGGUGCUGAUGUGCUACUGGAGGCCAAGAGUGGUAUAAGCGAUUGUUCCAGAACUCAUCCCUGCUCUGAAAAACUGAUGACAAUAAAUGAAAGUCACACU